Chelonoidis abingdonii (Abingdon island giant tortoise) is the source of this 1486-nucleotide messenger RNA. RefSeq names its product penta-EF-hand domain containing 1 (gene PEF1). NCBI's taxonomy places the organism in Eukaryota, Metazoa, Chordata, Testudines, Testudinidae. Gene Ontology annotation, molecular function: calcium ion binding. Gene Ontology annotation, biological process: COPII vesicle coat assembly. The record is from RefSeq and is a predicted model, not a curated record.
CUCUGAAAUUAGGCUCCUUCCAUGGUUUUCCAAAGACAUGAAACUGUGCGGUGCUAAAGGGUACAAUGUUUCCUGUAAUCUCAGUUGUGUAUCUUCAGUGGAGACUAGCCUGGCUGUGAGCAUCCACACUAGGGUCAUACCCACGUACCUGCGUCCACACUGGAAUACCGUAGCUCUAAGUCAGAGUUACCCCGGAUCAGCAGGGCCAGCCCCAGGCGCCCCGCAGGGUGGUUACUAUUCCGGAGGCCAGUAUGGAGGUGGGCUGCCUCCUGGUGGUUCUUAUGGAGGCCCAGCACCUGGAGGCCCCUAUGGGCCACCAUCUGGCGGAGGGGCUUAUGGGCAUCCCACCCCGGGCAGGGCCCCAUCUGGAGCUCCUGGAGGACCUUAUGCAGGAGGCCCAGCCCCAGGAGGGCCUUAUGGGCAGCCAUCUACCAAUCCCUAUGGUGCCCCUCAGCCAGGAGCCUAUGGAGCCGGGGCUCCUGCUGGUAACGUGCCACCCGGUGUAGACCCGGAGGCCUUUUCUUGGUUCCAGACAGUGGAUGCUGAUCACAGUGGCUACAUCUCCAUCAAAGAGCUCAAGCAGGCCCUGGUCAACUCCAACUGGUCUGCGUUUAAUGAUGAGACCUGCCUUAUGAUGAUAAAUAUGUUUGAUAGAACGAAGUCGGGACGGAUCGAUGUCUUUGCGUUCUCGGCCUUGUGGCGCUUCAUCCAGCAGUGGAAGAACCUCUUUCAGCAGUAUGACAGAGACCAGUCAGGUUCCAUCAACUUCAGUGAGCUGCAGCAAGCUCUGUCCCAGAUGGGAUACAACCUGAGCCCCCAGUUCACCCAGCUGCUGCUGGCCCGUUACUCUCAGAGGGCUUCCAACUCCACCAUCCAGUUGGAUAGCUUCAUUCAGCUCUGCACCCAGCUCCAGAGCAUCACUGAAGCUUUCCAGGAGAAGGAUACCGGCAGGGUAGGCAGCGUGCGGCUCAGCUAUGAAGACUUCCUCACUAUGGCUGCGACUCGCAUGUUGUGACGCCUUGGGACAUUUCUUUGCCUGAGGGUAGUGAAGGAAGGCUGAAAACGACUUACCAAGAGUGAUCGAUCAGGCCCUCUCGCCUGGAUGUGUAUGUCGUCCGACAGAAAGGAUAAACCCAUUCCAUUUCCUCUCCCCGCUGUUUAACCAUCGUGAAGUGCCUGAGAACGAGGGAGCAACAUGGACAGGUGAAAUCAGGCUGUGAACAUGUGUGGCAGAAGCCCUGCUGUCAGUCGCUUUGAUUUCAGUCUCCAGUCCACAAAACAAUUUAGAUGUCCCUGCCAAAAACAUUGGUUACAUUAUAUUGCCACCAGGGUGCACACCACAUCAAAGGAAGGCCAGCAUUGUAGAUUACACUGCAUGGUAACUCUCUCUUUCAGGAGAACAAGUGUCCUCUGCCCCUCACCACCUGCCAGGGUCAGGGCCAGUUCUAGGGGUGGAUACAAGGGCAGUUACCGUAGGCACCAACUC